AUGGCAUGUUGCCGCAAUUUGAAGAACGCUGCGAUAGCAUUUUUGGUUCCUCUUCCCUCCAUCUUCUUCUACCUCACAUUCCUCAACCACUACGACUCACCAAAUUCCCCAUCACUUUGGUCAACUCUGUGGUCAUGGUGCUAUCACCACCCUCUUCUAUUAGCCAACGCUCUCUUCUUCCUUAACGUCAAUGUUCUCUUCUGGGUCAUAGGCGUAAUCCAAUCCAGCCACUGGAUGAUUGACCCCUAUUGGACUGUGAUACCUGUGAUGCUUGUUCACUACUAUGCCACUCACCCGUUGGGCCACUAUGAUUUGUGGAGGUCUAGGAUAGUGGUUUUAUUGACUUGGGUGUGGAGUGUGAGGCUUACUCAUAACUAUUUCAGGAGAGAAGGGUGGCAAUGGGGUGCCAGGGAAGACUGGCGUUUCACUGAGAUGAGUCAACAGUAUGGAAAGCAAUGGUGGUGGAUGUCUUUCUUUGCUGUCUAUGUCUCCCAACAGAUAUUUUUGAUUCCACUGUCCCUUCCCUUGUAUGCCGUCCAUACUGUCAAUCAGCCAUUGAGCAUGUGGGACUUUGUGGCUUCUGUUGUCUGUUUAUGUGGCAUUCUGAUAGCAUACUUUGCUGAUACACAGCUCUAUGAGUUUAUGAGUAGAAACAACAAGCUGAAGGGGCGUGGUAAACCCGUGGCUCCUGUCCUUGACAGUGGCUUGUGGUAUUAUUGCCGGCAUCCGAAUUACUUUGGUGAGCAGCUGUGGUGGUGGGGGCUAGUUGUGUUUGCAUGGAACCUGGGACUUGGGUGGACCUUUAUUGGAGCUUUAGUUAAUACUUUGUGUUUGGCUUAUGUGACUAAGCUUGUGGAGGACCGAAUGAUAAAAAAAGAAAGUAGAGCACAAGCGUUUGGGCUGUAUCAAAAGACAACUUCUGUGUGGAUACCUUGGUUCAAGUCCUCUCCUUCAGGAAUUAAAAAUAAGAAUGCUUGA
Molecule: messenger RNA, 978 nt
Organism: Sphenostylis stenocarpa
Lineage: Eukaryota; Viridiplantae; Streptophyta; Magnoliopsida; Fabales; Fabaceae
Source: the annotation of a GenBank genome assembly